UUGCUUAUUUUCGAAAGAAAAUCUCAUAAUAAUUUGUUAGAUUUUUGUACGUUAGUUAAUAGUUCCUAUUAUAUUUCAUCGUCGAUUAAUAUACUCACAUCAGUGCCUAAAUUGAAGAAUUCAAUGUGGGAUGUAAUAAACUAUAAAUAGAUUAAAUAUAACUUAGUUCUAGUUUGCAGUUUAGUCCGAUUGUGAUGUUAGUUUAGCUCAUAUAUUUUGGGUAUAAGCAGUCAUGGGUCGGAGCCAAGAUCCAGCUUGGACUAAGGGCACAGUCGCCCUGACUGCGGCCCGGGAACGUGGGGAUAUCGACCGCAAAUUCCAAAAUGAUUUGACAGUAACCCGAAGUAUGAUAGACCGACUGGGUCUCGAAAAGGAACUUCACGGGCAUAUGGGAUGUGUAAAUUGCCUCGAAUGGAAUUACGACGGCUCUAUAUUGGCGUCAGCUUCGGACGAUCUGCACGUCAUUUUGUGGGAUCCCUACCGAUACAAAGAGCUCCACAAAAUUGCCACUGGCCACACAGGAAAUAUUUUCUCUGUGAAGUUUGUGUCCAACGACACAUUGGCGACUUGCGCUGCUGAUGGUACUGUCCGGGUGCGCAACACGGCCGGCACAUCGCUGCUGGAGUGCUCCUGUCAUUGUGGUAGGGUGAAGAGGCUAGCUUCACCGCCUGACAACCCUAAUCUGAUAUGGUCUGCUGGAGAAGAUGGUGUUGUCAUACAACACGAUCUACGUACAAGUCACCGUUGUAACGCAGUGAACACCAAUGUCCUGGUGAACUUAAUCAAGCACUUAGGAAGGUAUGCAGAGGCGAAGUGCGUUGCGGUAAACCCUCGCCGGCCGUACCAGCUCGCAGUUGGUGCCAAUGAUUGUUACGCACGACUAUAUGAUACCAGGAUGAUCAAGUUAUCAAGGGGACAUCAAACGCGAGUGCCGACAUCGCAGAUGCUAUUCGACCGUCAGAACGUGUUGUGUUCUCGUGCCGGACAUGGUGACCCGGACAACGACGUGCCCAAAGCAGCCGUGCAGUACUUCGCACCAGGUCACCUUUCGAUGGACGCAAACGAGCACACGUUCCCAAAGAAGGCGACCACUUACGUGUCCUUUAGUAAUGACGGGAACGAACUUAUGGUCAAUUUGGGAUCAGAACAUGUUUACCUAUUCGAUAUAAACUCCGGUCGGAGGCCUAUUCUGGUGGAAAGUUUCAUAAUCCAGCACAACCACGGCAACAGGGAGGGUGAGGGCAAGCAGCCUGCCAAGAACGGCACCACCUCGCCCGCCAACGGCACCAGCGGCAACGGCACCGUCGACCCCCAGCCGCCGCUCCCAGACAGGAUACUGCAGCUGAAGGAGGCGGGUAACGAGCUGGUGAACAAGGGCGAGUACAUAGCGGCGGUGGACUACUACAACAGCGCGAUAGCAGAGUGUCCCGACCACGCCGUGCUCUACUCCAACCGAGCAGCCACCCUCAUGCGUCGCGGCUGGUCCGGUGACACGUACGCGGCGAUCCGGGACUGCUACAAGGCGAUCAAGCUGGACCCCAACAACGUGAAGUCUCACUUCCGGCUGGCGAAGGGUCUGAUGGAGCUGAAGCGUCCGCGCGAGGCUCACGAGUGUCUGCUCUACUUCAAGGACAAGUUCCCGCGUCACGCAGCAUCGCAUGCCGUCUUCCUGCUGCAGAAGGACAUCAAUGUGGCUCUCGAGAAUAUUGAGACGUUGCCUGAUGAAGUACGGGCGACCGUUGGCAACUCCGCAGCAGACGAGAACGAAGAGGCGCUGAGCACGUCGCUGUCGGAGCGUCAGCUGCGCGCCGCCGCGCUCGACUACACCGCGCGCUUCCUCGGGCACUGCAACACCACCACCGACAUCAAGGAGGCCAUCUUCCUCGGACCUCACUCCGACUUCGUCGCCGCGGGUUCCGACGACGGCAGCCUGUUCAUCUGGUGCCGGUCCUCGGGCAACGUGGCGCGCUGUCUGCGAGCUGACGAGUCCAUCCUGAACUGCGUGCAGAUGCACCCCACUCUCUGUCUGCUCGCCACCAGCGGCAUCGAGGCCGUUGUGCGUCUCUGGAGUCCUCGCUCAGAGGACGGAGGCACAGAGUCCCGCGUGGUGGCAGACCUGGAGGGGGCGACGUACGCCAACCAGCAGCGCAUGCGCAAUAAGAGUGUUUGA
Messenger RNA from Papilio xuthus (Asian swallowtail), 2170 nucleotides. RefSeq names its product WD and tetratricopeptide repeats 1 (gene adp). Gene Ontology annotation, cellular component: cytoplasm; Cul4-RING E3 ubiquitin ligase complex. The record is from RefSeq and is a predicted model, not a curated record. The transcript has 13 exons. Gene Ontology annotation, molecular function: protein binding. The coding region runs from base 233 to 2170 and encodes 645 amino acids. Lineage: Eukaryota; Metazoa; Arthropoda; Insecta; Lepidoptera; Papilionidae. Gene Ontology annotation, biological process: negative regulation of fatty acid biosynthetic process.